Aethina tumida (small hive beetle) is the source of this 4009-nucleotide messenger RNA. RefSeq names its product endoplasmic reticulum aminopeptidase 1. The record is from RefSeq and is a predicted model, not a curated record. NCBI's taxonomy places the organism in Eukaryota, Metazoa, Arthropoda, Insecta, Coleoptera, Nitidulidae. Gene Ontology annotation, biological process: peptide catabolic process; proteolysis. Gene Ontology annotation, cellular component: cytoplasm. The coding region runs from base 809 to 3772 and encodes 987 amino acids. Gene Ontology annotation, molecular function: peptide binding; zinc ion binding; metalloaminopeptidase activity. The transcript is spliced from 11 exons.
GAUGCGGCAUGUAUGCUUUUUUUGGCCUGUACUGUUGGGGGGUUGUGGACGGGGUGGUUCGUGUUAUUGUUCAAAGGUUACUACAAAUCAUGCGCUGCAAUACGGUCAUUUUAUCCGCAUAUGUUUGAAUCAAGUCACACGUGUGUACCGGUACAGUUUUUGAGUAAAAUAUCCACUCAUAUUUUCACCAAAGUCCACAUUUUGACCCCCAUUUUUUUAGUAUCUCACAAAUUUAAUUUAUUUGUUUUAUAUUACCAAUAAUACCUUAUUUUUCUUAGUAAAUGAUUCUUUAACUUUACAUUUAAAUCACAGUAUAGUUAAGUAUCUUAAGUUUCAGCUUCAAACCCAUUUUCUCUUUAAAAAGACCAUAUAAUUUGGUGUAGUUCUAAGUUUUAUCUCUAGAAUUAAUAAGUAAAAACAUAAACCUACAUGUUGGUAAGUAAUCAGUACUUAGCUUAAGUAAUUAGCUUCAAAAUAUUUCUGCAGAAUAGUAAAGUUACUCAAGUCUGGACUUAGAGUAUUAAAAUCUAGAUAAAAAGCUCCAAAAGGAAUGUUCCAGUAUAAGCAUACAUGAAAACUACAUAGAUUAAGCUAGAUAAAACUGCAAUGCACAUAAUUCUUAUUAUCUAAUUAUAAAGUGUUGUUUGUUUUCCGGACAGCGGUAAUUGAAACUAAAAUCCAUCCAGGUUUAGUCUAAAUAAGAGUUAGUGUGGAGGGGAGAUAUCGAGAAAACCUGGUAAAGGUCUCUCUAGUAACCGGAGACCAAAGCAUCGAGGCAGUAGUGUGGAGACGCGAUCACCAGAGAGUUAUGAACGAUCAAGAUGUUGACGAUGUUGCAUUUCUUACAGGUGGUGUUGUAGGAACAGAGAGCCCAACCGGACAUGGCCACGGACACCGGAACAGCCAGACCACCACCAAAAAAACCUUAUACGAGAAUAAUGGCGUCGCUGCCUGUUCCCACAAUCGGGCACUGUGCAUUGCCACCAUUGUUUUCGCCCUGCUAUUCACCAUCGCCCUCAUCAUCGCCUUCACCGGACCCCAAAGUGAUUGUACCUGCGCUGGCGAGAAACCUCCAAACUAUGUGGAUGAUGACUGGAACAUGACUAGAAUGUUCAUCCCACGGGCGACAAACGGACAGGUCUUCCCUUGGAAUAACCUACGUCUUCCCAAUGCCAUUAAACCAAUCCGAUAUAAUAUUACCAUUCAUCCAAACCUUACCACUUUAGAUGUUAGAGGACAAAUAAUGAUAGAAUUCCACGCCGAACGGGACACCCACUUCGUACUCUUGCACAGUAAAAACAUAACCAUAACAGAAAAAAUAGUCCAGGACAAAAGAGGCCACAAUUUGACCAUCAGUAGAAUGUUAGAGUACGUAGGGGCCCAACAACUCUACAUAGAAAUCAAGGAGAAGUUCAGGAAAAGGCACAACUACACCUUGAAGAUGAUGUUCAGGUACAAGCUGAACACGGACUUCGAAGGUUUUUACAUCUCCAGUUACGUGAACAAAGAGGGCGAGAGGCGAUACUUGGCCACCACGCAUUUCGAACCGACUCACGCGAGGUCUGCCUUUCCGUGCUUCGACGAGCCCCACUUCAAGGCUAAAUUCAAAAUGACAAUAUUCAGGGAUCGGUUCCACAUAGCCUUGUUCAACACUCCCGUCGCCAACACCGGCGACGUUGGGUUUUACAUGGGUACAGGUCUUCUGGUCGAUGACUUCCACGAAACGGUUGAAAUGAGUACUUAUUUAGUUGCUUUCAUUAUUUGCGAUUACAAAUAUAUUAACAAUCAGACGGAGCGUGGUGUUUCCGUGUCGGUUUACACACCGCCACCGUUCAUUUCUCAGGCUUCCUUCGCAUUGAAAACUGCCACGCACAUUUUGAACUUCUUCGAAGACUUUUUCGGAAUUUCUUAUCCUCUUCCAAAAUUAGAUUUAGUAGCUAUUCCUGAUUUCGCCACUGGUGCUAUGGAAAACUGGGGCUUGAUUACUUACAGAGAAACAGCUAUUUUGUAUGACCCACAUGAGACUUCCAUCACUGCUCAUCAGUGGGUUGCAACUGUUAUUGCCCAUGAAUUAGCUCAUCAAUGGUUUGGCAACUUGGUGACGAUGAAAUGGUGGAACGAUUUGUGGUUGAACGAAGGGUUCGCCAGCUUCUUAGAAUACAUAGGUGUGGAUAGUCUGUUCCCUGAGUGGAAAAUGAUGGAUCAAUUUAUAAAAGAUAAAACACAACCUGCCCUAGCUCUAGAUGCUCUAAGUAGUAGUCAUCCAAUUUCGGUCUCUGUUCACGAUCCGGCCGAAAUUGAAGCUAUUUUUGAUACUAUCUCUUACAGCAAGGGUGCUGCCAUCUUACAUAUGUUAAGUAAAUUUUUACAACAAGAAACUUUAUCUAACGGAAUUUCGGAUUACUUAUCUAGCUACAAGUACAGCAUAGCUGAAACUAAGGAUUUAUGGAACGUGUUCAGCAGGAACUCCAACCAAACUUUAGAAGUCAAGACCAUAAUGGAGACCUGGACACACCAAAUGGGUUUCCCUUUAAUCACCAUCACGAGAGAGGGCAAUGAAAUAGUGGCAAGUCAAGAACGAUUCCUUCUGACCAUUGAAAACGUCAACAGCUCUGUAAGAAGCAGACCCAAAAGUAAAUUCGACUACAAGUGGUACGUGCCGUUAACCUUCAUCACCAGCAAUGACACUGAAACAGUCAACACCGUGUGGAUGAACAUGACUGAUGUGAGGUUCGAAGUUAGCCCAGACAUAAAAUGGAUAAAGGCCAACGUAAACCAGUCUGGAUUCUACCGAGUGAUGUAUGAUGAAGAGACCUGGCAGAACCUUAUCCACCUCCUCAAGACCAACCACACCGUUUUAAAUGCGGCUGAUCGAGCCAGUCUUCUUGAUGAUGCCUUCACCUUGUGCAGAGCUGGAAUGUUGAACGCCAGCAUUCCUUUAGAAAUGAGUUUGUACCUUUCUAAGGAGAGGGAUUACAUCCCAUGGGCCACUGCCAUCGAACAUUUUCAAACCUGGGCCAGGAGAUUAUCCGAGUCUUUGUCUUACAAAAAGUUUUUGAAGUAUAUGCGACAGAUCCUCACUCCCGUCGUCAACUACGUGGGAUGGAAGAACGAAGGCACUCACUUGGAGAAACUUAUGAGGACGAAAAUUUUAUCAGCCGCCGUGCUGUGUGAGUUGAACGACACCAUAUCACAGGCCAAACGACAGUUUUAUGAUUGGAUGCACAACAACAAAUCAAUAAACCCGAAUCUUAAAGAAGUUGUUUACUCAGCGGGCAUAAAAUAUGGUGGAAUGAUCGAGUGGCAGCACUGCUGGAACGUUUACAACACCACCAAGAUACCCAGCGAAAGGAAAUUGCUGCUGAAAGCUCUUGGCGUUGCGUCCGAUCCGUGGUUGUUGCAGAGGUACCUGCUGGAGACAUUGGACAGGAACAUGGUGAAGCCGCAAGACGUUAAAAUUGUACUGGCUGUCGUGGCAGCUAAUCCGGAGGGGAGGUUGUUGGCUUGGAGACACCUGAAGGCGUACUGGCCGACUAUGUACUCGCUUUUCGGCAACGCCACGUUCAUGAUGGGCGAACUCAUAUCAGCAGUUACUGCACAUUUAUCGACUCCUUAUGACUAUUUCGAAGUAUCAUCUUACUUUAAUGGAAUGAAUGUUGGAUCGGCCGCCAGAUCAUUGGAACAAAGUUUGGAGAUCAUCAAGUUGAACAUUAACUGGGUUUCGCAGAACGAGGAGGACAUAUUCACCUGGUUACGAAAUGUAGUUAAAUAAAUUUGUACUAAUGAAUGUAUGUGUGUGUUUUAUGUUCAUAUCUGUGUAUAAUAAUGUAAUUUUUGCGUGAUCUAAGAAUUUUAUAUUUUUAUAUGUAUAUACUUAUAUUGACUACAUUAUGUACCAAAUUUUUAUGUUGUAUUAUUUUUUAUAUCUAUCUGUCUCUGAUUCUAAAGCAUACCUAGUCGUCGACUGUAAAUUCUAAAUAUUUUUGCAAUAACAAUUUUUACAACCUAA